GGCGCGAUGGCGGCGGCGGGGCGGCGGCGCUGAGGAUGAUAUCGCGAUACGCGCGGAAACCGGUGCAGCCACGAGGACUCCCCAAACAUGCCCUGAGGCAUCACCCACCGCCAGAGCCGCGGGCUCAGGUGUGCUCAGCCACACCCACGGCUGAAAACCGAGCCUCGACCUCCAGGGAGUCGGGAAUCCGUAAGGGAUCCGAUGAUCAUGGGGAUGCACGGACUGCGAGUCAGGGUUGUGCUGACACCUCCACAGAAGACAGCUCAGUCUUCUCCUGGGGCUAUGACGAAUUUGACAAAGCUGCCACACAACAAGUUCAGCAGAUGUUCAGACAAAUUGAUGAGCUUCUGUAUGAGCAGAAAGAGACAGUUCAUGUUGAGGGGCUGCGGGAAGAAUGCCACCAGUGGUCCUCCAGCUUUCCUCACCUCAGGGUGGUGGGGAAGCAGGUGGUGCCCCCCACAGAUGAAGGCUAUGGAUGGUACUCGAGCUCCCCCUCGGGCACUUCGGCUCCCUCGGAUGUAAGUUCACCACAGGAAAAGGAUUCUGAUGAAUUUAGUGUUGUGGGCAAGAAGGUGCCUCUUUUUGUUGCUCCUGCUCACAAAAAGACCAACCCUUCCAAGCGUCCCACCUUGUGCUCCUCAGAGAGGGGUGAAGGGGAAGAGGAAGUCAUUCUCUCCGAAGGCAUAGUGGAGGAAUUCUUGGCAUUUGACCACAGAGAUGUGGAGGAGGAGUUGCAUGAGAGGAAAAUGGGGCUGUCCUCUGGCAGACGGAAAUUGGGGUUUCCUCCUGUCUCUCCCUAUUCCUGCAUGAAGGAUUCCGUGCUCACCUUUGUGUUUGACGAUGUGUGGAGUGAAGUGCUGGUCUGCAUGGAAGAAUUGAUCUGCAGGCACUGGGAAGGGUCAGCCUCUGAUGAUGAGAAAAAUAUCAUAGCAGUGGAAACGCUACGAGCAGAUGCCAGAAGCCCUUUGCAGCUGGAUCCUCUGCCAGCACUGUUACCUCGGGUGCCACACACAAAGAUGCCCUCAGUGGCCUCAAAUCUGUGCCCAAAACCCAGAGGUGGCCGCAAAAGCAAAAAGAGGAGAAAAACACCUCAAGUAAGUCUCUCUCAAGGCUCAAGUAGUAGUUCUCAGCGUAACCUGAAUGGCUUGAUGGUGAUCCAUGGGAUCCAGUUACACCAAAGGAACCUGCCUGUAGUGGAGAAAACACUGGACCUGGAGGACAAGCGGCCAGGUUCGAGCUCCCUCCUCUCCACCCGGGCGUGGCCAAACCGUCCCCUGGAGCUCAGCACCUCGUCCCUGUCCCGCUGCACCAGGAGGAGGAACCCUCCCCCACGGACCCUGCACCCCAUCGGGACCCCGCGCUCUGGCGAUGACGUCUGCAGGCGCCUCCUGACUGCACAGGAGCAGCUGACCUCACCCUCCCCACUGCUGCUGAACAGAAAUCACCCCCUGCCACCCAUUGCCACCACCACAGAGCAUGGGAGCACCACAGGAUCUCACAGGCAAACGAAACCUCGAGGGAACUCGAGCCGUGCUCAGAGUGUCACGGCACAAGAGGACACUCACCAGCAGCUCCAGGAGCAGCUGUUCUUACCUGAUCCCUUCUCCAGGCCUAGCACAACCAGCACAUCCUCGCCCCAUUCCCAGCGCCGCCGUUCUUGCACUGUUAUUGAUUACACUAAUCAAUCCUGGACAAGGAGAGCAUCCACAAGUUCAGGUCUUCCAUCCCGUGGCUCUGUGAAAGCCCACGGCCGAAGUGGAUCGGGCACAAAGAGCAAACAGAGGCACUGAUGUGCCAUGGAGGAGCAUCCACCCAUCCAUCCCUCUCCAGAGAGUCAUGAACCACCUCUCUUUCCCAGCAAGGUCAACGUUGUUUACACAGAGUUUUCAAACACCCUUCCUUCCAGAUAGUUAUUUUUAUAUAAAUCUAAGCAGCAGCUGCCAAAGAUUAGAAGGGGUGCACUCAAACAUUCCAUUUCUGACCAGUAGAGAAAGUGAUGCUCCAGUGGAAGGGUGAAUACAUUCCAGUGAAGCCCAGCUCCUGGGAAACCCAGCAAACACUCUCAGGCUGUGCCUGUGCUGUUUGCCAUGAGGCUGGUGACAGGUUCAUCUCCUUACAGGCACUGCAGGACCUGCUCAUUGUUCCCUUAGGAAGGUUAAUCCUUCUACAGACAUAGUGAUUUACAUAUUUUUUAAAAAUGUAUUUAUAUGAUUCAAUAUGUUUAAAGCAAUAUUGUACUAGCAAAAGCAAGCACUCAGCUUUGGCAGGUGAUGAAUGCUGUGGCAGCUGCAGCAGGUGUGAACACAGGUGUGCAGAACCAAGGCAGCAGAGCAGGUGACCUGGCAGCUCCAAGGGCAGCACACCACUGCCUCUUGCUGAGUUACAAAAAUACCUUUUACCUGUUCCUCAGUGAACAGGCAUAAAGAAACUUCCUACUACAAGUAGUUUCAGACAGUACUCAAAAUAAAAUCUUCCUGGUGAGACAUUUUAUGGUAAUUUCACAGAAUAGCUCAGUGUCCCUUUGGAAAAAUACCUGUAAUUACACAAGAUUUCUUCACUCCAAGGUAGAGCUCCAGAAGCCACUGAUGCAAUGGAGCUUUUAGGAGCUGUGUCUGCCCUGUGGACAGACCUAGCAGAGGCAUUUGCUGGAGUUGGCCUUGUGGCUCCAGAUAAGACAAAUGAAACCAUGAAGUACAGGCUUCUCAAAAUAAGUGAUUAAUUGAAGGUCUUACUCCCAAGCAGUAAGUGCCAGACUGAAAUGUAAAAAC
Melozone crissalis (California towhee) is the source of this 2768-nucleotide messenger RNA. RefSeq names its product family with sequence similarity 149 member B1 (gene FAM149B1). The transcript has 15 exons. Gene Ontology annotation, biological process: cilium assembly; protein localization to cilium. The record is from RefSeq and is a predicted model, not a curated record. NCBI's taxonomy places the organism in Eukaryota, Metazoa, Chordata, Aves, Passeriformes, Passerellidae. The coding region runs from base 36 to 1790 and encodes 584 amino acids.